Molecule: messenger RNA, 1694 nt
Organism: Sander lucioperca (pikeperch)
Lineage: Eukaryota; Metazoa; Chordata; Actinopteri; Perciformes; Percidae
Product: renin binding protein
Exons: 11
Coding region: 179-1387 (402 amino acids)
Biological process (GO): N-acetylmannosamine metabolic process; carbohydrate metabolic process; N-acetylglucosamine metabolic process
Molecular function (GO): peptidase inhibitor activity; N-acylglucosamine 2-epimerase activity
Source: RefSeq, a predicted model, not a curated record
CAAGGGUUAAACCAUGGAUGUCUAAUUCAUCUCCGCUGUGGUCCGCCUUCUACUUCCUUCUCCAGAGCCGCUGUAUCAGCACCGGUCAUGUGACAGUGCAGAGACCGCUGCUGCAGGACCAGGACCAGGACCAGGUCUCUUUCUACACCGUCUGUCUGUAUUUGGACCCGAAGGAACCAUGUCUGUGGUGAAGCUGGAGGAGUAUCGAGAGCGGAUUCGUAAAGAACUGGACAACGCAGUGGACUUCUGGCUCAAAUACUCUCAUGACACUAUAUAUGGAGGCUUCUUUACUUGUAUCGGGCGGGAUGGGAAGGUUUAUGAUGAGCUGAAGUACGUCUGGCUGCAGGGUAGACAGGUGUGGAUGUAUUGUCGCCUGUACCGAACCAUGGAUCGCUUCCGCAAGCCUGAAAUCCUCGAAGCAGCCAAAGCUGGAGGAGCGUUCCUGAGAAAGUUUGCCCGUGUCUCCAGCGGCCAGUGGAAGUGUGCCUUCUGCCUAACACGAGAUGGUAAAGCAGUCAAAAUCCAGAGGACUAUAUUCAGCGAGUGUUUCUACAUCAUGGCCAUAGAUGAACUGGGCAGGGUCCUUGGUGACAAGGACAUGCAGCUGGAGGCUGAGCAGUUGAUGGAGCAGUUGAUCUACUGGGUGAAGGAGGACUCGUCAGGCCUGGGCAGGCCCCAGCUUCCCGGAGACGUUCCCACCAACAGCAUGGCCGUUCCCAUGAUGCUGCUGUGUCUGGUGCAACAGCUGACUGACGGCCGGGGUCAGGAGGUCGUUCACAAGUACAGAGAGCUGGCCAGCUGGUGCGUGCAGCAGAUUCUACAACACAUCCAGAGAGACGGCACAGCUAUUUUAGAGAAUGUGUCACCAGAGGGAGCAGAGCUGCCGGGUUGCCAGGGCCGACUGCAGAACCCAGGCCAUGCCCUGGAGGCCGGCUGGUUCCUGCUCCAGGUCAGUGCGGAGCAGGGGGACGCAGAGCUCCGGCAGACGGCCAUCAACAAGUUUGUGGAGCUGCCGUAUCAGAAGGGCUGGGAUAAAGAGCACGGAGGCCUCUUCUACUUCCUGGAUGUGGAUGGUCACUGCCCCACACAGCUGGAGUGGAGUAUGAAGCUGUGGUGGCCCCACUGUGAGGCGCUCAUCGCCUUCCUGAUGGCCUACAGUCAGACCAAGAAGCCAGAGCUGCUGGAGACAUUCUCUCAAGUGUAUGAAUACACCUUUAACCAUUUUCCUGAUGCUAAGAACGGCGAGUGGUUUGGCUAUUUGACACAAGAAGGGAAAGUGACUCUGGAUUUUAAAGGAGGCCCCUUUAAAGGGUUCUUCCACGUGCCUCGCUGCCUGUACAUGUGUGAGCGUAUGCUGGAUGAUCUACUGGCCAACACAAAGGACUGAGCAUUCUGCCAUGAAUGUUGUAUUGAUGGGAUUGAAUCUGAUUUGUCUGUUCACUAAAUCAAGCUACAAGAAUCAGGUUAUAAAGCAAAUUGCACUAAUUUUCAAAUAUGCAUUCGCUGUAAAGUUAUUUGUUUAUCUCAUCACAGACAUCCAGUCACUGAGCAGCUUAUAACAUUUGUUGUGAAGCUAUAUUACUGCAUAAAACAAUAGUCUUCUUUAUAUAGCUUCUGGCCACCACUGUCUUUAUAUUGACAUUAAAGGACUAUAACUUUCUUGGUCAAACUAAAUCAUGGUUUUUCUUACUUUG